This is a messenger RNA of Caenorhabditis briggsae, 1344 nucleotides long. The transcript is spliced from 5 exons. Gene Ontology annotation, biological process: glutaminyl-tRNAGln biosynthesis via transamidation; mitochondrial translation. Gene Ontology annotation, cellular component: glutamyl-tRNA(Gln) amidotransferase complex; mitochondrion. The record is from RefSeq and is a predicted model, not a curated record. The coding region runs from base 1 to 1344 and encodes 447 amino acids. Gene Ontology annotation, molecular function: glutaminyl-tRNA synthase (glutamine-hydrolyzing) activity. Lineage: Eukaryota; Metazoa; Nematoda; Chromadorea; Rhabditida; Rhabditidae.
AUGCACCGAAUUGAAUCAGCUAUCGAGAAAGCAGUCAAAUUUCGUUCUCAUGGAAUUUUUAUCAGCGAGACGUUUGAAUUGGCGCGGCGACAAGCGAGAGAUGCUAUUGAGAAGGGCCUAAACCCGUUUCCCGUGGCUGUGAAGGAUUGUUUUCUAACGUCUACAAGCACAACAUGCGCGUCACAAAUGUUGGAAAACUACACACCACCUAUGAAUGCAACAAUUGUGGAUCGUAUCGUUGCGAGAGGAGGAUGUAUUAUCGGAAAGACAAAUCUUGAUGAAUUCUGCAUGGGAACAUCUUCAGCUCUUGGUCAUUUCGGUCCUGUCAAAAGUGCACUUUCCGAAGCCAUGUCUGACGACUGGCUGAUCCCCGGCGGAAGCUCCGGAGGCUCCGCAGUAGCUGUUCAGACUGGGAUUGCCGAUCUAGCACUUGGAUCCGAUACAGGAGGUUCUACGCGCAAUCCAGCUGCAUUUAAUGGAGUUUUCGGUUUCAAGCCAACCUAUGGAGUCCUCUCAAGAUCGGGGUUGAUUCCACUUGUCAACUCAUUGGAUUCGCCUUCAAUCUUUACAACCAGCGCAGAAGCGUGUUGGAAAUAUCUAGAAAUGUUAGCUGGAAUCGAUGCAGCCGAUUCCACGUCAGUGAAUCUUCCAGAAAUCCAAGGAAUACGGUCGAUUGAAGACUUGAAAGUAGGGAUCCCAGCUGAAUAUAACAACGAGUGUUUAUCCGAUGAUGCUUGGAAAUUGUGGAAUCAUGCAGCUAACAUUUUGGAACGACAAAAAGCUCAGAUCAUACCGAUAAGCCUACCAACAACCAAAUAUUCUCUAGCAUGCUAUUCGGUUCUUUCAGCAGCAGAUAUUGCUUCCAAUAUGGCGAGGUAUGACAGUGUUGCGUAUGGUCAUCGUUCAAAGAUGGACAAUUCGACUUAUGAGAUGUAUGCUUCUUCACGUUCUGAAUCUUUAAAUACCGUUGUUCGGAAAAGGAUUUUUGCAGGAAACUACAUGUUAAUGAAACAAUAUCGAGAACUAUACCUCGAGAAAGCAUUAAAAGUCCGAAGAAAGAUCAGUAACGAGAUUCAAGACGCUUUCAAAAAAGUGGACAUCAUUAUCACCCCAACAGCAACUGGAACAGCACCAAAGUACUCUGAACUUCGAGAUACAUUAUUCACGAAAGAAGAUGACGAUGAUUAUUUCACUCAAGCUGCGAACUUGGCUGGCAUCCCUGCGAUUUCAGUACCAAUCGGGAAAGGUUGCAAUGGGCUGCCGAUCGGAGUGCAGUUGAUGGCGAAUAAAUUACAGGACAAGACUCUUUGUAACAUUGCACAACUUUUGUGUCGGGUUCUUUAG